AUGGACACCACCAAACGACCACUCGGUUACUCAGUAAACGCUGUAAAAGAGCGUGCACAAAAGAAUAGAUUUGCUUGUCAACAAAGUCUCCUUAUUGGACUUUUGAACCAUUACGCCAAAAUCACCAUAAAGCGUGCCAAAAAGGCUUCGAUGCGGACAUCGACAAUUCCAGUGGUAACACAAAUAGAAAUCGAAGCUUCCAAGGUCGAUGUGAUUUCAUUAGCCAACGAGAGGAGUGAGAGAAUUAGAGAAAUUGAACUUCAGAAAGGUGUUCCAAGUCAAACAGUUGAACGAAGGUUUAAUAAAAACGUUAGUGCGUUUGUUCAAAACUUUGUCUUCGACACGUGCCUCGAGAUGGGUUUCUUCUUCAACUCAAAACUUUCAAAAAAAUCUAAAAAGUCCCUCCAAAUUGAAAGAAUUGACACUGUCUUUGACGGUGAUCAUAUGAUUGCUGAUAAAGAUAAUAUACUAAAAACAGGAGAAAUUCUCAACAAGCUUUUUACAGAAAAGCUUAACGAUAAAAGAGUUGUUGUGCUUGAAAAGGGUAAUCCAGAAAUUGAAGCGAUUGUGUUCGCUAACGUGUUUUAA
Entamoeba invadens IP1 is the source of this 588-nucleotide messenger RNA. RefSeq lists its product as hypothetical. The transcript has a single exon. NCBI's taxonomy places the organism in Eukaryota, Evosea, Mastigamoebida, Endamoebidae. The record is from RefSeq and is a predicted model, not a curated record. The coding region runs from base 1 to 588 and encodes 195 amino acids.